This is a messenger RNA of Silurus meridionalis, 1354 nucleotides long. RefSeq lists its product as uncharacterized. The transcript is spliced from 2 exons. NCBI's taxonomy places the organism in Eukaryota, Metazoa, Chordata, Actinopteri, Siluriformes, Siluridae. Bases 449 to 1222 code for a protein of 257 amino acids. The record is from RefSeq and is a predicted model, not a curated record.
CGUAACAGUAUCUGGUGGUCGUACUCAUGCACCCAGCUGAUUGUAAUAGGUCGGCUAAAUAUGGUGAAAGCACUAUUUUUGGACCUGGAGAGGCCGCUGCGAGCUCCUGCCGCGCCGCCAUAUUGGACACAGCAGAGAAGUGUGUGAAGUGUGUGAGCAGUUUAAAGUGUGUGCGUUUGUGUAUGUAAACAUGACCCAAUAGAGACAAUUCUACAUUCUGCAAUAAUGAUCUGCUGGUUUGAGUCUCACCUUCUGCACACAGCGAUGUAAGAGCUGACCUAAGACCAACGAGACAGUGUGCAAAAGUUCCUUAUUUCUUCCAAAGUUCAACUGACAGAAGUCUUUCUAAAGGUUUAUACUCUUCUAAGCCACACCCUUACCAUUGAAAUCUCUGAACACAGAGCUGUAGAUCUUUAGAACCUGUUAAGACUCAUAUCAGGAGUUCAUCAUGCCUGGAAUGGACAGAGAUCUUGUGCUGGAGGCUCUCUCUACUCUCACCAAUGCUUCAGUGAAAUGUCUUGAUCCUGGUGAAUCCACAGAUUCAGAACUGACAGUUUACAAUUUCAUCUCAACGACUUUUAAUUACACUGUAGAUAGUGUUAAUGUCGUGGCUUCUUUGCUGAAAAAAAUUGCUCUGGGCAGCAGUGAAAUGGAUCAUUUACACAACGAGCUGUUCAUGGACAUGGAGAACUUCUUUGAUCCAAUAUAUGAUUAUGAUUUCCGCAACAUGACGGAUUCCUCAGAGUGCUCACGUGGAGGAGAACCGUACAAGCGGCCGGUCGGGUGGUACCGAUUCGCUCUGAAGGUGAAGAAUAAAUACCCAGAUGGAAACGCAUGGCUCGGAUCUAUAGGAUGGAGGACUCAGUCUGAACCUGGUGAGUGGCCUGUUUCCUUCCACGGUACGACCAUCGAAGGUGCUAAAGGAAUCGCACGCUUACAUUUUAAAGCUGGAGAUAGAUGUGCAUAUGGACGCGGCAUUUAUUCAACUCCUGACAUUACAAUUGCAAAGGGAUACACCAAGACUUUCAUAUCCAAGAAAACCGGGAAAACCUACAAAGUCAUCAUGCAGAACCGAAUAAAUCCUCAGAAACGAAAAAUUACUGUGAAACCAGGUUUCUGGCUCAUCCCCGUUCCUGAGGGCACCACAGCGGAGCAGGAGAAGGAGAUCGUGGAGAGUUCCAUCCGUCCUUACGGCAUUCUGAUUAAAGAAGUGACUCAGUAAUAAUCACUUCACACUGAUAUUAACUGCAUCAUUUGAACUGUUCAAUUCAAGAUCAGUUAUUGAUGAUUACAUAGCAAAUAAAAGUGAUUGUUACACAUUAUGACAGAUAAAAUUCACAUUGUAAUUGUUUUA